Ciona intestinalis (vase tunicate) is the source of this 2582-nucleotide messenger RNA. NCBI's taxonomy places the organism in Eukaryota, Metazoa, Chordata, Ascidiacea, Phlebobranchia, Cionidae. The record is from RefSeq and is a predicted model, not a curated record.
UCUAUUUUAAUAAGGCGUAAGCGUAGUUGAUUAUUUCGACUUACUCCGUCACAUUCUGUCACAACCAACAAGAAUGCAAUUUUCUGCCAUUUUGUUGGUCUUUGCUGCGGUAGCAACCAUCCAGGUCGCAGCACAAGACCGCUGCAAGAGAUCCAUCCAGUAUUGCAAAAGCUUCGACCCAGAUACCGGCGAAAGUACCAACGUUGAAUAUGAUCACUGCAUACAAUACUGCUGUGGUGGAACAGUCUACAAUAGAGACCUGAACAUGGUUUGCUGUGGAAACAAAGUAGUAGGAGUCCCACAAAAUACAUCAACACAAGUGUGCUGUGGCUACAACAACCAAUUUGUGGUGCAUGACAAAACGGGUGGUGACCUCUGCUGCGGUUUAGCAGUUUUUAACAACACAAAUAGUGACUUGGCGUGCUGCAACCCGAAUGACGAAACCGUGAUUAAUAUUUUUACUGAGAUGUGCUGUAAUGGAGUGGUUUCUUUCGCAGGAGACACCGCUUAUACGGCUUGCUGUGGCGACGUUGCCUAUGAUCGUCGCGUCGCUUCAUGCCCAUGCCAAAAUGGUGUAGUAUCUGGUAUUCCGGAGGUAUACGCUGAUUGCUGCUAUUCCGCCGACCACACUGUUCAAACUCCGUAUAACAAAGUAAACGAAUCGUGUUGCGAUGGGGUCAAUUACGUCACCGCCUCUCAGUUUUGCUGUGGCAACGAAAUUGGCGAGUCCGCUACCCAGGCCUGUUGUGGAGACGUAAUUACCGACGCUGUUGGUAGUGUCAGCACUGGAGGCCUCGCAUGCUGUGUCGCUUCAGAUGGAUCCGUGGCAGCGUACUCACCUGAUAGCCAACUUUGCUGCGGAGGUGUUGUCUCUGACAGCUCACCCGAGCUUUACUUCUGCUGUGAGGACGAAGUAUUCCCUAAAGAUCAAGGUGAUGCUUGUUGCGGUGGUGUCGUGUACAACAGUUCGUUGGCCAUCUGCUGUGGAACAACUGUUACAACAGGCAAUGAAUGCUGUGGUGAAGAGGGCGUCAACGAUGGCGAAGUCUGUUGCAAUGACAUCGUUUCUGUUGGAGACAUGUGCUGUGGAGAUGUUGGCUACGUCAGCGAAGGAAAUGUCUGCUGUGGUGAUAACGUACAGAUCGGAAACGCUUGUUGUGGCGAUAUAGGUUUCGACAGCAAUGGUUUUGUUUGUUGCAAUGGCUCAAUUUCUGUGGGAGACGCUUGCUGUGGUAAUGUCGGAUUCGUAAGCGAUGGAUUGGUCUGUUGCAAUGAUAUCGUUGUGCCUGGGAAUUUCUGCUGCGGUGUUAUCGCUUAUUCCGGAGUUGGAGAAGUUUGCUGUUAUGAUGUCAUUUAUGCCGGCGAUAUGUGCUGUAACGAUACCGGUUACUUCCAAGCCGAUGAUAUUUGUUGUGGGGGAGUUGUCGGGGGAAACGGCAUGAGGAACCCGUCUUGCUGCGUUGACGAAAUUUAUGAUUCUUACCUCAGAACUUGCUGCGGAGCCACCGUAUUUGAAAACCCUAUUUUAUCAAACGGAAACGUCUCUCACCACACCAGAUGCUGCGGCGACUUUUCCAACGAUGUCACUCUCAUUCCUUACGAUUAUGACACAAACGCAUGUUGCGAGGGAGAAAUUGUUCCAUUGGGUGAUGUCCCUGCUGAGGUGGCCGGGUGCUGCGCAAAUCAAGUUAUGAACGUCAUGACCCACCUGUGUUGUGGCGGGACCGUGCUAAGUUUGACAUCUGUGGACGAGUCUUGCUGUAAUGACGUGGUUAUGAAUAACGAUCAAUCGCUUUGCUGUGAAGGAGAAGUCUCAGACAAACCUGCGGAUGAUGCAUUCUGUUGCGGUCCGGUUGCCAUCAGCAAUUCUUCGCAGUUAUGUUGCGAAAAUGCACCAACAACUAAACCAAGCGAAAAUGCUGUAUGUUGUGGCGCUGUUGGAAUGAACCCAAGCACAGACAUUUGCUGUGACGGAGUCGUUACCCCACUCGGUUCUAUUGAAGCAGGAGCCGCUAUGUGCUGCGAUGGGGUGGCUGCCGCUAAACCAUCGGACGACUAUGUUUGCUGCGGAGCUAAUUCCAUGGACAGUAAAACGUCUCUAUGCUGCGGAGGAACUCCACAAUUUAUAUUGGGCGUCCCACUUGCCGACCUUCUUUGCUGUGAAGGCACUAUACAGCAAAAGAACGGAACUGCUUCAACUUGUUGCGGUGCCGUAGCAUUGAACCCUGAGACACAAAUCUGUUGCAACGAUGUCGUCUACCAAUUGGCUGGUGUUCCUGCUGCAAAUGCCUUUUGCUGCGGUGCCGGGUUUAUCGAUUCCACCGUAUACUGGUGUUGUGAUGACCAACCAUAUGAGCGUGCUGCCUACCCAUAUCCACCCCCAGGGGCAUAUUGUAGCGUCUAAACCUCCCUUGGUUCCCGCUUUGUUGUCCACGCUUACGGUUAAAUUUCGGAAUAGUUUGUAACAAUACAAUCGCAUGCUUACAAAUUAAACUUUUUGCCUGGCGUCAAAUCCUGACAUCUAUAGGUUUAACUACUGUUUACCUGUUACAAGAUGGACUACAAUAUAUUGCGCAUGGUGA